Arachis stenosperma is the source of this 510-nucleotide messenger RNA. Its product is annotated as extensin-like. The transcript has a single exon. The coding region runs from base 1 to 510 and encodes 169 amino acids. The record is from RefSeq and is a predicted model, not a curated record. Lineage: Eukaryota; Viridiplantae; Streptophyta; Magnoliopsida; Fabales; Fabaceae.
AUGGGGAAGAAAGUUAUUGCUAAAAGAGCACCGCGUGAGAAAAUCCAUAAACUUCCAGGAUAUCCUAGACCAUCAACUCGUUCUCAAGACACCACUUUUACUCCCUCACCUUCUCUUCCUACCUUUCCUCCUCGCACUACUCCCAUGGUGCGGACCAAGACUACGCCACGAUUUUCAGCCCCUGCCAAGCCGACGCCUCCACCUAAGGCAGCACCAACCAAAACAACUUCCUCGAAACCUAGUUCAUCCAUGGGUAAGCGUCCUGCUGUUGAAGACCCUGUUCCUGAGACAGCAAAAUCUAAGCCAUGGUCUGUUCCUGUGCGUUCACAAAGAGGUAACCCUCAUCUCCCUCUCAAAUUUGUUAGAGAACCCGACAUUGAUCCUUUUGCUCACAAAUCACACUUCAUGACAUCUCACUCAGAUUAUAACCCCCAUCGUUUCAAAUCUGCCAUAAAUCACGAUUUUUAUGAGGGAGUUAUUCAGUAUCGUACUUGGUGCACGAAAUUGUGA